CACAUCCAUACCAUACCAACACUGCGUCGUGCUGCCUAUGGACGGCCCGCCGCUGCCCUGCCCUUCUGCCGCUCGCCCCAGGUGAAGCACACACAAUGGCGCAGCAGAGCGCGCUGUCGUCGGCGCUGGACCGCAUAGUGCAAGAGCUGCGCUCCAGACACGAUGACACACGGCAAAAGGGCGCACACAACCUGCGGCAAACGGUCGAGGCGGCGCAUCGAGAGCUGGCGCCGGCUGUCUUCACCAGCUUCUACGGCGAAGUCUACGGCAAGAUCUCGAGCCUCAUCGUUGGCGGCAGCGACUCCAACGAGCGCAUCGGCGGCAUCCACGCCCUCAACGCCCUGAUCGACUUCCGUGGCGACGAUGCUGGCACUAAGACGACGCGCUUCGCCUCAUACCUGCGCGCCGUCAUGCGCGGCCAGGACACGACGUCGAUGGUCGUCGCCGCAAAAGCCCUGGGCCGCCUCGCGAAGCCCGGCGGCACCCUCACCGCCGAGCUGGUCGAGGCCGAGGUCAAGGGCGCCCUCGAAUGGCUGCAGCUUGAGCGCCUGGAGACGCGUCGCUUUGCCGCCGUGCUGAUCCUGCGCGAGCUGGCUAAGAACUCGCCCACGCUCAUGUACCAGUGGAUUGCCCAGAUCUUCGAGGUCAUCUGGGUCGCCCUCCGCGAUCUCAAGGUCCUCAUCAGGGAGUCGGCCGCAGAGGCCAUCAGCGCCUGCUUCGAGAUCAUCUCCCCGCGCGACUCGGCCAUGCGCCAGCUGUGGUUUGGCAAGGUCUACGAGGAGAUCUUCAGGGGGUUCAACAUGGGCACCAACGAGGCUAUCCACGGCUCUCUGCUCACCAUGAAAGAGCUGCUGGAUAAGAGCGCUUACUUUAUGAACGAGGCGCGCUUCAAGGAGACGGCCGAGACGGUCCUCAAGUACCGCGAGCACAGGGACACACUCGUCCGUAGAGAGGUCGUGCUGAUCAUUCCGCGACUCGCCAGUUAUUCGCCCACCGAGUUCGCUGCGAAAUACCUCCAUCAAUGCAUGGUGCACCUGCAGGGACUGAUACGGAGGGACCGCGAUCGCGACAAGGCCUUUGUAGCCAUCGGCCAGGUCGCAAACGCUGUUGGAGUCGCCAUCUCUCCCUACCUGGAGGGCAUCCUGGGCUUUAUCCAGGAAGGUUUAACAGCCAAAGCCAAGAACAGGGCAGCCACCAAUGAGGCUCCGAUAUUUCAGUGUCUUAGCAUGAUCGCAGCAGCUGUCGGACAAGCUCUUACUAAGAGCGUGGAGCGACUGCUGGAUCCCAUCUUCUCAUGCGGGCUGAGCGACUCACUCUUUCAAGCCCUCGUCGACAUGGCGCACUACGUACCGCCCUCAAGGCCAAUGAUUCAGGAGAGGCUUCUCGACCUGCUCAGUCAGAUCCUUGCACAGCGACAAUUCCUGCCACUCGGCAGCCCUUAUCAGGUUUCACAACCACCAACGAUCUGGUCGCGAGAUCGACAAGAUCCCGCCAUCAUUCCUGCGCGAGAAGCUGAGAUCGCUCUUGCACUCCAUACGCUGGGCAGCUUCGACUUCACCGGCCAUGUACUGAACGAGUUUGUUCGCGACGUUGCCAUUCGCUACGUUGAGGCAGACAACCCAGAGAUUCGCAAGCGUGCCGCUCUGACAUGCUGUCAGCUGUUUGUCAAAGACCCAAUUGUACAUCAGACUAGCACUCACGCUACCAAAGUCGUCGGCGACAUCAUAGAAAAGCUCUUGACAGUCGGUGUGGGCGACGUUGAUUGGGAGAUCCGGUGGGAAGUCCUCCUUGCGCUCGAUGCUCGCUUCGAUCGACAUCUCGGAAAGGCGGACAAUGUGCGAACGCUGUUCUUGGCUCUCAACGACGAGGUAUUCGUCAUCCGACAAGCUGCAAUGUCCAUCAUCGGACGUUUGACAGCUGUGAACCCGGCCUACGUAUUCCCGUCUUUACGCAAAGUCCUCCUGCAGCUACUCACCGAGGUUAACUACGCCAACAGCCCGCGGAGCAAAGAGGAGAGCGCCAAACUCAUUAGUAGCCUGGUCGGCGCUGCCGACAGUCUCAUCAAGCCGCUCGUUGACCCAAUCGUUACUGUGCUCCUACCCAAGGCAAAGGAUCCCAACCCGGAAGUCGCAUCGACCACGCUCAAGGCCAUUGGUGAUCUUGCCUCGGUCGGCGGUGAGGACAUGAUCAAGUAUAUUCCUGAGCUGAUGCCUAUCAUUCUGGAUUUUAUGCAGGAUUUGAGCUCGGAUUCGAAACGCUUCGCUGCGCUCAAAGCCCUUGGGCAGCUCGCUACCAACGCCGGCUAUGUCAUCGAACCGUACAGAGAUUACCCGGAGCUGAUGAACAUCUUGAUGAGUAUUGUCAAGACGGAGCCCGAGGGAGAGCUGAGGCGAGAGACCGUCAGGCUCAUGGGUACGCUCGGCGCUCUGGAUCCAGACGAAUACCAGAAGAUUAUGGAGCAAUCACCAGAUCAACAACUCAUCAUGGAAGCGCAGUCUGUCACCGACGUCACGCUCAUCAUGCAAGGCAUCACCCCCUCAAACGAGGAGUACUACCCCACUAUCGUCAUCAGUACGCUCAUGGGGUUACUGAAAGAUUCGUCACUGAUGCAGUUCCAUUCAGCCGUUGUCGAUGCUGUCAUGAACAUCUACGCCACCAUGGGACUGAAGUGUGUACCGUUCCUCAACCAGGUCGUACCCGGAUUCCUUCAGGUCAUUCGUUCAACUCCGGCUGGACGAUCCGAGGGCUAUUUCAACCAGCUCAGUCAGUUGGUGCGUAUUGUGCGCCAACACAUUCGUCCCUACCUGCCUUCGAUCUUGACAUGCGUCAAAGAGUACUGGGGUAACAAUCCGCAAUUGCAAGCUACGAUCCUGUCGCUCAUUGAAGCUAUUGCACGGUCGCUCGAGGGUGAGUUCAAGGUCUACUUGGCAGACGUCCUGCCCCUCAUGUUGAGCGUGCUUGACUCGGACACAACCGGGAAGAGACUGCCAUCUGAGAGAGUACUACACGCUUUCUUGAUCUUUGGAUCAAGCGCUGAAGAGUAUAUGCACCUGAUCAUCCCCAUCAUGGUCAAAAUGUUUGAUAAGCCUGGUCAACCACAGCAAAUUCGCAGACUUGCGAUAGAGACGCUGGGUCGUUUGUCGAAGCAAGUCAAUGUCUCUGAGUUCGCUGCACGAAUCAUUCACCCGCUAUGUAGAGUCCUCGCAGGCAGCGAUCCAGCUCUCAAGCAGACAGCUCUUGAAACGCUCUGUGCGUUGAUCUUUCAGCUGGGGCCUGACUACGUCCACUUUAUACCGACAGUGAACAAGGUUCUGAUCGCGAACAAAGUGGAACACGCCAAUUAUGGGCGUAUUGUUUCCAAGCUGCAGAAGGGCGAGCCUCUGCCUCAGGACCUAAGCCCAGAUGAGCGGUACGGAGAGGACGACGAGGACCUCAAUCCUGCAGAAAUCCUCACCAAGAAACUGGCAGUCAACCAGCAGCAUCUGAAGGCUGCUUGGGAAGCUUCGUCGAAGACCACCAAAGAGGACUGGGUUGAAUGGAUGCGUCGUUUCAGCGUCGAGCUUCUUCGAGAGUCACCGCAACAAGCGUUGCGCGCCUGCACGCCGCUCGGCAGCAUCUACAACCCCAUUGCAAGGAGUUUGUUCAACUCCGCGUUCGUGUCGUGCUGGACUGAACUAUACGACCAGUAUCAGGAAGAGCUCGUCCGAUCGAUUGAGGCUGCGCUCACAUCGCCGAACAUCCCACCUGAAAUCCUGCAGAUCCUGCUCAACCUGGCCGAGUUCAUGGAACAUGACGACAAAGCUUUGCCAAUCGAUGUCAGGAUACUGGGAAUGUAUGCCGGCAAGUGUCACGCUUUUGCAAAGGCCUUGCAUUACAAGGAGUUGGAGUUCAACGCAGAGCAAAACUCCAGUGCAGUCGAGGCCCUGAUCAGUAUCAACAACCAGCUGCAGCAAACAGACGCGGCUUUCGGAAUCCUGCGAAAAGCCCAGGGGUAUACGGACGUCGAGCUCAAAGAGACAUGGUUCGAGAAGCUGCAGCGAUGGGACGAAGCUCUACACUCUUACCAGCGCAGAGAACAAGAAGAGCCAGAUUCAUUCGAGAUCACCAUGGGUAAGAUGCGAUGUCUGCACGCGCUCGGCGAAUGGGAUCUGCUCUCGAGUCUUUCGAAAGAGAAGUGGGCCAAUGCCAGCCAGGAGUACCGCAAGGCAAUUGCACCGCUUGCUGCAACCGCUGCAUGGGGUCUGGGCAAGUUCGCGGACAUGGACUCGUACCUGAGCGUCAUGAAAGAGCAAUCGCCGGAUCGAGCGUUCUUCGCCUCUAUCCUUAAUAUUCACAACAACAGGUUCGAGAUUGCUAUCGAAGAGAUUGCGAAGGCUCGCAAGGGCCUCGACACAGAGCUCAGCUCGCUUCUUGGCGAGUCGUACCAGCGCGCCUAUCUGCCAAUGAUCCGUGUACAGAUGCUGGCUGAGCUGGAAGAGAUCAUGCUGUACAAACAGCUGGGCAUCAAGGAGAACCGCGAAAAGCAAGCAUCCAUGCGCAAGACCUGGAUGAAGCGACUAAAGGGGCUGCAACCCAACCCUGAAGUCUGGCAGCGCAUGAUGAAGGUCCGACAGCUCGUCAUCUCGCCAGAGGAGGGCACCGAUAUGUGGAUCAAGUACACCAACCUCUGUCGCAAGAACAAUAGAAUGAACCUCGCGAACAAGGCGCUGCAGAAGCUGCUCAACAUCGAGGGCUCAGGCGAUCACAGAGUCGUCGAAUAUGUGCGCGAGAACGCACACAAGAUCUCCCACCCUGUGGCGUACGCAACCUACAAAUACAUGUGGGCUGAUCAGCACACUCAACAAGAAGCCCUCGACUCCAUGAAGGACUUCACGGCCCGGCUAUCAGACGAUCUUACGAUGCGCGCUAGGGCCGCCUCGCAUCCGAUGAUGGGACAGAAUGGCAUAAACGGCAUGAAUGGCAUGACCAACGGUCAUCCUCAGCUGUUCAACAACAUGAAUCCCUUCGCCGCUUCGAAUGGUGUCAAUGGCAUAGCAGGCUCCAGUAUACUCAAUGGCUCUGCUAUGGGUGUCUCGCCAGCCGAACUGGCCGAGUGUCACCGUCUCCUAGCCAAGUGUUACUUGAAGCAGGGCGAUUGGCAACAAGAGCUCCAGGGUGGAGAAUGGGAGCACGAAUACGUCCAUGAGAUUCUAUCAGCUUACGCUGCAGCUACGAGGUACAACCACAACUGGUACAAGGCAUGGCACGCGUGGGCGCUCGCCAAUUUUGAAGUCAUCAACUCCAUUACGUCGAAGGCCGAUCGGGAGUCUACAGAUGUGCCCUCUAACAUGGUGCACGAUCACGUCGUCCCUGCUAUUCAGGGUUUCUUCAAGUCCAUUGCGCUGUCUUCGACUAGCUCGCUACAGGAUACGCUUCGUCUUCUUACGCUGUGGUUCAUGCACGGCGGCCUUCCGGAGGUCAAUAGGACGAUCACCGAAGGAACCAAGUCAGUACCGAUCGAUACCUGGUUGGAGGUCAUUCCACAGCUGCUCGCUCGCAUCAACCAACCUAACCCUACUGUGCGCCAGUCGAUCCAUCAGCUCCUAAUUGAGGUCGGCAAAGCGCAUCCACAAGCUCUUGUCUUCCCCUUGACUGUCAGUAUGAAGUCGGACGUCUCGAGGCGCCAGAGAUCCGCCAAAGAGCUCAUGGAGGCAAUGCGCGAGCACUCUCCUCUUCUUGUCGAACAGGCCGAUCUUGUCAGCCACGAACUCAUUCGCAUCGCUGUGCUCUGGCACGAGCAGUGGCACGAGGGUCUCGAGGAAGCGAGUAGACUGUACUUCGGCGAUCAUAACAUAGACGGCAUGUUCGCAACGUUGGCGCCACUACACGCGAUGCUCGACAAAGGUCCAGAAACGUUACGCGAAAUAAGCUUUAUCCAAUCCUUUGGCCGCGAGCUCCAAGAGGCUCGCGACUGGUGCAACACGUUCAGGACCUCUGGGGAAAUAGGCGAUCUCAAUCAGGCAUGGGAUCUCUACUACCAGGUGUUCCGCAAGAUCGCCCGCCAGCUACCGUCUCUCAUGUCCCUUGAGCUGCAAUAUGUCUCACCAAAGCUCAAGGACGCUCAUGAUCUCGAGCUCGCUGUUCCGGGAACAUACCAGGUUGGCAAGCCAGUUAUUCGUAUCAUCUCUUUCGAUCCCCUCGCCUCUGUUAUCCAGUCCAAGCAGCGGCCCCGUAAGCUGGAGAUGCAGGGCAGCGAUGGCAAGCCACAUACCCAUAUUCUCAAAGGCCACGAAGAUAUUCGUCAGGACGAGCGUGUCAUGCAACUAUUCGGUCUCUGCAACACUCUCCUGGCCAACGACGUCGAGUCGCGCAAGCGACACCUCAACAUUCAGCGCUAUGCAGCUGUGCCGCUUAGCACGCAGUCCGGUCUUCUCGGCUUUGUACCAAACAGUGAUACCCUGCACGUUCUCAUCAGAGAGUACCGUGAUAGCAGAAAGAUUCUUCUUAACAUCGAGCAUCGUAUUAUGCUGCAGAUGGCUCCGGACUACGACUGCCUUACUCUCAUGCAGAAGGUGGAAGUCUUCGGGUACGCACUCGACAAUACCACUGGUCAAGACUUGUACCGCGUACUCUGGCUCAAGAGCAAGAGCUCUGAAGCCUGGCUUGACCGCCGUACCAACUACACACGCUCGCUCGCCGUCAUGUCGAUGGUCGGUUACAUUCUUGGCCUCGGUGAUCGUCACCCGUCUAACUUGAUGCUCGACCGAGUGACUGGCAAGAUUGUGCAUAUCGACUUCGGUGAUUGUUUCGAGGUCGCUAUGCACCGCGAGAAGUACCCUGAGCGCGUGCCGUUCCGUCUCACGCGCAUGUUGACGUACGCCAUGGAGGUCAGCAAUAUCGAAGGAAGUUACAGGACAACGUGCGAGCACGUCAUGCGAGUGCUGAGAGACAACAAGGAGUCUGUCAUGGCUGUGCUCGAAGCUUUCAUACACGAUCCUCUCCUCACAUGGCGCCUUGGCAAUCGUGGCGACUCUCCUCCCGAACCCAACUUCCCCUCUGAGCGCCGCCAAUCUAUUAUGGGCGACAUCACCGAUAUGGGUUCGAUGGUGCGGAAUCGACACAGGUCGAGCAUCGCGCCGCCCAACGAAGCAGAAGCAAAGGAAGUGCAGAACGCGCGCGCUCUACAGGUCUUGUCGCGCGUCAAGGAGAAGCUCACCGGUAAAGACUUCAGGCCCGGAGAGGAGCUGAACUUCCAGAUGCAAGUCGAUCGCCUGAUCAAGGAAGCGACGAAUCUGGAGAACUUGUGUCAGCAUUAUAUUGGUUGGUGCAGUUUCUGGUAAGCAGUCGGCGGACCUGGGCUGUAUUACUAGUGGAAAGAUGAAACGUAUGGUAUGGCUGGCGUAUCAGGGGGUGGGACAGGGCUUUGUGGCAUUUGCCUGUACCAUUAUGGCGUACAAACAGCGAACAGCAUUUGCGGGUGUUCUGGGAUUUUGGGCCCGAGACUCCAUGUAUCGCGAGUCUUGCAUUCUGUAUGGGUUGUAUUACUUUUACGUAGCCAUGACUGACUGUUACACACUCAUCACAAAUCUUCAACAGUUGUCUACGAGGUGAGGACGCCUGGAGAUAAGCCGGAUCGCUAGCCGGAUAGUGGAUACGCUAUUUGUGCACUCAAC
Didymella exigua CBS 183.55 is the source of this 7652-nucleotide messenger RNA. RefSeq names its product phosphatidylinositol 3-kinase tor2. Gene Ontology annotation, biological process: negative regulation of macroautophagy; TOR signaling; protein phosphorylation. Bases 96 to 7319 code for a protein of 2407 amino acids. Lineage: Eukaryota; Fungi; Ascomycota; Dothideomycetes; Pleosporales; Didymellaceae. Gene Ontology annotation, cellular component: nucleus; TORC2 complex; TORC1 complex. The transcript is spliced from 4 exons. Gene Ontology annotation, molecular function: protein binding; protein serine/threonine kinase activity; protein-containing complex binding. The record is from RefSeq and is a predicted model, not a curated record.